This is a messenger RNA of Trypanosoma grayi, 2220 nucleotides long. RefSeq lists its product as hypothetical. Bases 1 to 2220 code for a protein of 739 amino acids. The record is from RefSeq and is a predicted model, not a curated record. NCBI's taxonomy places the organism in Eukaryota, Euglenozoa, Kinetoplastea, Trypanosomatida, Trypanosomatidae. The transcript has a single exon. Gene Ontology annotation, molecular function: metal ion binding; protein binding.
AUGGAGUCUGCGCAGCCUCUCCGCUGUGCGCCAGCACGGCGAUCGCUUAAAUUUCACGCCGGGGAGAACGCGCGGCACUUUCUUGCCUUCGACCCGUCCAUCAGCAAGUACGACCGCAUGAUCAUUUACAUGGAGCUGUUUGCCCAUCUGCGGCGUCUUGUGGAUUCUGAAGUUUUUCCGUGCUUCUCGCCAUCGUCAUAUCUGCCAGAGCAAUACGUUGAGCUUCGCGUCUUGACGGACCCACGUCACCCUGCAUACGGCCAGGUCGGUUUGUUUGCAAAGAAAACAAUCCCGUCCAACACUGUCGUGACGCCGUAUAGCGGCUACAUUGAAAUUUUCAGCACCUCUUGCAGCUCUAGAACAUACACAAUGGGUUUCGGCUCCCUUGGGGAUGACUAUGCGUUGGACGCGGAGUUCGUCGGCAACUACGGCCGCUUUGCGAAUGAUCCCCGUGGUGUUGAAGGGCUUUCGGCGAAUCUGAGCGCGGAAAGUCGCUUCACACCUCGCGGUGAGGCGUACACCGCUCUGGUCUCACGGCGCAUCAUCAACAAGGGGGAAGAGAUACUCAUGUCAUAUGGUAAGGCGCAUAGUCUCUCGCCUAGUCCGUGGGUGGGGUUGAGGGGCGAGCUACUCACGCGCCAUCGGGUCGGUGGCAUUGUCCCUUUUCCACAACUCGCGCAGGAAAGGCGGUGCGAACAAAACAGUCGCCCCGAACGGGAUUUAGUUAAAAUGAAUGGGUGUGUUGUCCGUUCCAUAGAAAACAGUGGCCUUGACUUGAAAGGCCAAGAAGAUGAGGCGCGGACGCUUUGUGGGGCGUCCGGUGAUAAAAGCCCAGCAGGUGACGAAGGCGCUGCGAUGGAGUUGCUGUGGGAGUGCCCACAAUGCGGGGCAUGGAGCAUUGGUAGCCCCACACCGGUCCGCAUUGACCACUGUUUUGCCUGUCAGACGCCUCGGUUGCAACGCGCCCGUCUGGUGGCAGUUUGCUGCACCUCCCCGCUAGGGUGUGACGACCUGCAGGGGUCGGUGAUGCGGAACGAACAGUGUGUGCCGUUCUCGCCGCCGAGAAUGACGGAGCAGCAGACAGCCAUGGAUGACAGAAGUGCCCCGGGGUCGCCCACCGCCUCCACCUCGGAUGGUAGCUCCUCUGUUACCAACAACAACCACAACAACAACAACACCAACGGAAGCGGUACACAAGGACCUGUGGUUUCGUUUGCCUCUGAGUUGGUCAACUGGCCGCUUAAUGUCCCCUUUCUCUCUUGGCAAGUUUGGGACCCUGCUAUCCCCUCUUCUACAAUUGGGAAGCAUUCAAAAUUCGAGAUGCACGAAAAUAUAUUUCUCUACUGUGUCACCACUGUUAAUGAGGAUGACAAUAGGCAGUCAGGCGAGGGAAAGCGUGAGAGGGACGAGGCGGAGGACGAGGCAAGAGUAGAGGAGCAACCGAAGCGGAGGGGUCGGAAGCCGCGAGUCCGGCGCAAGAAGGAAGAGUUGUGGCAGAAGGAGGAGCCGCAGCCCAGCGAAACCCAGCAACAACGCGAUAUCGACGGAGCUAAAGUGGAAGGUAAGGAAGUUGUGAGUGGAGGAAAGACAGAGGAUUCUAGCACCACGGACUAUCUUUUCUGCAUCAGCAAGACAUCUGCUCAGAGCGAUAACCGGCACAGCGGUGAAGACGACGGUGAGAACACCGCAGCCCUUCUUGCACUGCAGUCCUUGUUGAAGGGCGUUCCCCGUCGGGUGUUUGCCGGUAAGUCGUACCACAUUGGCGAGGUGGUGGCGUCUGUGGGCGGGGUGAUUAGGCCCAUUGGUGACCGGCGGCGACGACCCGACAGUUCCGUGCUGGAGAUACCGAUGAAAUACUUUGUACCGUCGCGGCUUCGCCACGCACCGUGCAGCGCCACUUUGGGUUCCAGCGACGAGAUGAAUGAUGAUGAACUGGCGACUCUUUCAGAUCUCCUGCGGCGUCUCGAGAGUCUCUCGCUGGUGGUGACGAAUGAGCUCAUGUUCUGUCCCUGUCUUGUUCUACAAGAUGAUGAAAACGAGAACGUUGAGGGAAUCGGAGUAAAGGUGGAAAAUGGCACACAAAGCCGUCAGUCGCUGCUUGGCACGUGCAAUGUGGGUCUCGUGCUGACGAUGGACUCCCUUGGCUGCCCGUAUGUCGCGGCAGUCGCUUUAAGGGAGAUCACUACUUUUGAGCCGCUUUUCGCCUGCAUCGGCUACUGA